This is a messenger RNA of Galdieria sulphuraria, 4017 nucleotides long. RefSeq lists its product as uncharacterized. Bases 662 to 3889 code for a protein of 1075 amino acids. Lineage: Eukaryota; Rhodophyta; Bangiophyceae; Galdieriales; Galdieriaceae. The transcript is spliced from 3 exons. The record is from RefSeq and is a predicted model, not a curated record.
UAUUGAGUACUUUGCUGUCUCUUGUAUUCACAAUCAACUUCGUUGCUGCACCAAGUCGUCGUCAAUCCGAAACGUUGUAGUACUUUCAAAUAGAUUACAAUGUCAUUGUUCUUUUAUGUCGUGAAUAGAUAGUUCCCCAUUUUAUCCAGUUGAUAAUGACAUAUCCUUUGAGUUUUAUAUUUCCAAGGUUGGAUCGUUUCCAGUGCCAUUAACUCAUGAAAAUAUUUUAUGUAACAGCGACCUUUAUAGCUUAUCAUACUUCGACUGAGACGAUUAUCACAAAUAGGAAGACAAUAAUUGACAGAUACACUAUCAAGAUAUAUUCAUUGCAAUCUCUCAGAGCCAAUUUACCACACGUUGACACGGAGUGACGAGUUAUGAACAAGAAAUCCUGAAAAUAAAACGACGAGUUUCAACAAAGUCACGUCGAGAAUGACUGAAGUCUCGAUUGGAACAUCACAAAACAGCCCAACGGAGGCUGGUACACAAGGAGAAAGAGUUGGUCACUGUCUUUUCUUCCAAAGAGGAAAGGCUUAAGAAUAGUUGUGAUAUUCUUUAUUUAGAUUUGUAAAUUACACUAUAAUCCAUCGACUUGUUGAAAGGGAUCCCCUCUUCGAAGCCCGCCAAUCUCCAAAUUAGACUUAUAGACUGAACGACUUAAAUGGAGGAUAAUAAAGAAAAUUUAGAUACGUUAGAUGAUGAAAACACACAAGAUACUAUGCAGCUUGGAAGGAGUACCAAGCUUACUGAAGAUGCUGCAAAUACUACCAAGACAAUGACAAAUAUUGCGAGUAUACCGGGAGAUAAGAAAAGGCGUCGUUCCUACCAAAAAAGGGUAUCCUUUGGAGGAAGCCAAGUAAAAAUUUUUGAUCGAAAUGAAGAAGAGUGGAAUAUAGCAGACGAAGUGCAUAACGAGCAUGACUACACAGAAACCAACCCACAAAUCACCAAACAUAUUUAUAGUUCGACUUUCAACAGUGACAAUGCCGAUACCAUAACUAUGCCCAGUCUUUCGACUCUCUUGAAAGACACCGAAGGAGAAACCGCUGAGUGGAAAAUGUCCUAUGAAUAUUCAACAGAUAUAUCCAAUAGAAAAACUUCAAAGGAAGAUAAUGACUAUUCUGAAGAUACAGAAGAAUUCGAUGAUAUCACCAACGCCAACAACUCGCUCAGUUUUUUUAUGGAUGAAGACGUUUCCAAAGCAGCAAAGUUGCCUCGGAUAUCUAUUGGUGACACAACCAUAUUUCCAUCCACUCGUCGUAACUACGAUAACGAUACAGAGUUGAACUCUUCCAAGCAAGAGAAAAAAGAUUAUGAUCCGUUUGAUGCCACAUAUACCGAGAUAACUGAAAAGAUACCAAAAUUGAAUGAUCUAUUAGGUGAGGACGAAACACUGACUUCCAAUUGGGAGAGCGUUCGAAAAUCUAUCGAAACCUACCAAAAUCAUGCGGAGGAGGUAGAAGAAGAUGAUGCUGAUGCUAGUUUUGAAAAAAUGUACGGAAGAGUCUUCGGUAGUCCCUCUGGCAAAGGAGAUGCUGAGCAACUUUACGAUACUAAAGAGAUGACUGCAGAAAUUACAAAGUCCAUUCCAUCUUUACGCAUGUUAAUGGAAGAAGAUACAACUGUAAGCCUCCCUCGAAUGCCAGUAAAUGCUUCAGAGUUGAAAAAUAUUCAACGACAAAUACAAAUGGAUGAUACAGAAGACAAGAGAAUGUAUGAAAAGAGAAAUGAAAAAGGCGAAACUAAAGACUAUGCAGAACCUUAUGAAACAGCGAUAGAAGCGCAGUCGGCUGUAGAAGCUCCCAAUGAAGAGGACUGGAGCAUUUCAACAACUGACUUCAAAAACCUGCUUCAGUCAGAAAGAGAUCAGAAUGAAGAAAAUGAGCUGACCGAUACAAUGAAGGAAAGCAAUCGAGAUUAUACUUGGCCAGUAUCACGACCGCAAACAGAUAAUGAAGAUUGGACGUUUCAAGAAAUUGUUCCAACUCAAGAGACAGGCAAGGAUGAUAGGACACCGAAAUUUCGAUUCGUUAAAAAACCUCCAGUCUACACUCCCAAUAGAAAAGUUCAAACAGAAUCGAAAGAUAAUCGCAUCGCAGAACAUCAUGAACCAAAUAGAGAUAACAGUACAGUGCAAAAUGCGAAACCAUCGGCAGUUUACACACCAUCUCCUAUCGCUGCUUCUAUAAAUAAGGAAACUAGGACAAACUCUACAAUGAAGAGUUCUGGUCAGGACAGGAAACAGUCCCUCGAAUUUCGGAGAAAAUCGAUCGCAGCCAACGUCAAACGACUUUCAACGCUACCUUCUACAAGAUCGAAUACAUACGAUUCCACACCGUCAAAUAAUAAGUGGAAUGCAGGUCACUGGGAUAGUCUUCAAAAACAAGAAGCCUUUGGAGAUGAUGACGAUAGUGAGUUGCAUGCAUUAACAGAAAUAUUCAUGACAAACGAAAAUCCGACAAACAAGAGUUCCACUAGCAGGCAACAAAGUCAUAAUGCGGUCUCAGAAUUUCUUCAAGAAGCAAAAGUUCGCUUCUUAGAUAACGUUUCUUCACGAAGACGACAAACUUCGUAUGGCAUAUACACCACGGAUGAUCGUUCGACUCCUGAAAAUGAAGAAAGCAAGAUUUUAGCAGUAACAGGAUCCUAUGGAUGGCUCAAAAAGCUGGAAGAACUCUGUGAGAAGCUUGAAACGUCGUGCACUGAUACAGAAACACGAAUAAGCUCAACGGAAGAUACACUCAACAAAGAACCUCCGGAAUUACUUUGCACAGUGCUGAAGAAAGACUUUCCAAAACAGCAAUUGACUAGGCUUCAAAUCUCUAUGAAGCGCUUGAAAAAUUUCUGUCGACUAGAGGCGCGCUGUAGUUGGUACGAAAGAAGAUUGCAGUUUGAAAAUGAACUCGCGUCCGAGCUAGAAUAUUGGAUAUCUCGUUUUAAGGAAGAGAUGCAAUCCAUAGAGUCCCAUAUUGAAUCGAUGCAAAGACUUUCUUCGGAGUUUGAUGACAUAGCAGAGUCGCAAAAGUUAAGGCUACAACCUUCUCCCCUUCCAGUUGAAGAACAACGUAAACUCGAAUCUAUUAUUGCCUCUUUACAGGAGCAAGAAAGUGUUCGCGAGGGUUUCUUACAUUCUAUCCAAACUCUCGAGAAAGAAAUUAUGCACAAAGAAGAUGAAAAGCAAAAAAUUCAGCAAGAAGGUUCGCUUCUGUCAAAACGCAGACAGUCAUUAGAGCAGUAUGUGCUUUCUUCUUCAGAUGCUGCAAAGACAAAUGCGAGGUCUAUUCAAGAGCGCUUUGAGUUGUAUUGCUUUCUUUUAGGCGUUUCUAUCCGACAAAUAAGCAAGACGUGCAUCGAUGUUGUCAUUUUAGAUAGGUUAAAUAUGAAGAUUGGGUUCAACAAUGACAAUCACAUAUUCUGUAUUUCGAAAAUCGAGUCAAAAGCUUCUGAUAUGGUCUUAUUGAAUAAUUGCAUUGCCCCUUUUGUUUUCGAGUCUUUGGAAAAUUUGAAACCCAUGCAAUUUCGUAAUAUCUUAUGGUCCACGGUUUACAAACUGACUCUUGUGAACCUGAUUGAACUGCAGCUGAACUCUAUCAAAGGUUUAUAUAUCGUAAAUACGAUGGAAAAAGGCUUUGGCUUUGUUGUGGAAUCAUUGUUUGCCUCAAGUAAGCUUGGAUGGAAAUUCUAUGUUCGUUGCCAAUGUGAAGAUCUAUGGCAUCUAUCUCCUAUCGCUUGGGAGAUUGAGAGCAUUUUUGGACAAUGUGAACAAUCAUCGUCUUUAAAAGACCAACUGAACACACUUGUUACCGAAAACUCUCCUCUCAUAGAUGGCAUGAAGACCGUGAGUCAGUGGUUAUCUGAACGAAGAUCGUCUUUGAGUCACAACUUAUAGUUUUAAACUGAUAGAGACUGGUGCCUUCAGUUAACUUUUUCUAUCUACCUUGCGGAUAUACUUGAUACUUCCUUUUCAUUUGGCACUGUCAUUAUAAACCUCUUGUCUUUUCGCUCUAUAAUUCAAUU